Molecule: messenger RNA, 567 nt
Organism: Haliotis rufescens (red abalone)
Lineage: Eukaryota; Metazoa; Mollusca; Gastropoda; Lepetellida; Haliotidae
Product: extensin-like
Exons: 1
Coding region: 1-567 (188 amino acids)
Source: RefSeq, a predicted model, not a curated record
AUGUGGAAAUGUUACUUAGAUGUAUUUAAAUGGCUGUUUUCAUAUCCAAACCCUAUCAACCCCAGCCCCCUAUAUCAGCCCGAGCCCCCUUUAUCAAACAGAGCCCCCUAUAUCAGCCCGAGCCCCCUAUAUCAACCCGAGCCCCUAUAUCAGCCCGAGCACCCAAUAUCAGCCCGAGACCCCUAUAUCAGUCCGAGCCCCCUAUAUCAGCCCGAGCCCCCUAUAUCAGCCCGAGCCCCCUAUAUCAGCCUGAGCCCCCUAUAUCAGCCCGAGCCCCCUAUAUCAGCCCGAGCCCCCUAUAUCAGUCCGAGCCCCCUAUAUCAGCCCGAGCCCCCUAUAUCAGCCCGAGUCCCCAAUAUCAGCCCGAGCCUCCAAUAUCAGCCUGAGCCCCCUAUAUCAGCCCGAGUCCCCAAUAUCAGCCCGAGCCUCCAAUAUCAGCCCGAGCCCCCAAUAUCAGCCCGAGCCCCCUAUAUCAGCCCGAGCCCCCUAUAUCAGCCCGAGCCCCCUAUAUCAGCCCGAGGGCCGAAGGCCAGAGAAGUGCUAUGGGGAUCGAGAACUGCCAUAUAA